Molecule: messenger RNA, 2174 nt
Organism: Aedes aegypti (yellow fever mosquito)
Lineage: Eukaryota; Metazoa; Arthropoda; Insecta; Diptera; Culicidae
Gene: Srp72
Product: signal recognition particle subunit SRP72
Exons: 5
Coding region: 101-2086 (661 amino acids)
Biological process (GO): SRP-dependent cotranslational protein targeting to membrane
Cellular component (GO): signal recognition particle, endoplasmic reticulum targeting
Molecular function (GO): ribosome binding; protein binding; 7S RNA binding
Source: RefSeq, a predicted model, not a curated record
UUGUUCGAGGGAAACUGUCAACAUUGAAUUUUGUGACACGCGACGCGAGAAAAGUGAAACUGCACGUACCGAACCGGUGCGAGUAGUGUCCAGCUUCGCCAUGUCCAAGAACGAGGCCCGGGAAACGACCAUACGGCAGCUGUACACCGAGUUGAACAAGCAAGGUUCCAAUGGGGAGUACGAGAAGGCCCUCAAGUCGGCCAACAAAAUUCUGGCCCUUGAUCAAAGUGAGCAGAAAGCGCUCCAGUGCAAGCUGGUUUGCUUGAUCCAGCUGUCCAAGUUCGAGGAGGUGAUCAAGUUCCUCGACCGUACGCAACCACCGUACGAUUGCACCUUCGAGCGGGCCUACUCGGAGUACCGACUGAAUCAACCGGAGGCCGCCCUGAAAACGAUCCAGAACAGUGGCAUCAAAGUGUUGCCACCGAACCUAAAGGAACUCAUGGCACAGAUCCUCUAUCGCCUGGAGAAACACGAGGAAUGCUAUGAGCUGUACAAGGACAUCAUUAAGAACACCAGUGACGACUAUGAUGACGAGAGAACCACCAAUCUGAGCGCCGUAGUCGCCAAUCUUUGCGUGGAUGGUUCCAAGAAGGAGCUUCCUGUUCUACGUGAGGACACGUACGAGCUGACGUACAACGCAGCUUGUGCCCUGGCCGGGAAGCAACAGUUCCCAGAGGCAGAGAAGAAGCUUCGUACUAGCGAGAAGCUGUGUCGGGAGUUUCUGGAAGAAGAUGGCGCUACCGAGGAAGACAUUAUGGAUGAAAUUGCGAUCAUCAAGGUACAGUUGGCUUACUGUCUACAGAUGCAAGGUAAGUCGAAGGAAGCUUCCGCAAUCUACACUGAUGCGCUGAAGCACAAAACCAACGACCAUGCGUUGACGGCGGUGGCCAGUAACAAUUUGGUGGUCAUCAACAAGGAUCAGAACAUGUUCGAUUCGAAGAAAAAGAUGAAGGCCGCUACUUCGGAGCAAGCGGAGCAUAAAUUGACCUCCAAGCAGAAGAAACUUAUCGCAUUCAAUAAUUGUUUGUUGGCCUUCUUCACCAACCAAUCGGAUUGUCACAUGUUGGCCAGUCGUUUGGGUAACUCUUACCCGGACUUGGAAUUCCAAUCGUUGUUGAUUCGUGUCAGUCAGUUGGCACGGGAUAAGAAAUACAAAGAUGCCAUCGAACUGUUGGAAAAUUAUUCCAAAAAGCAACCGAAGCAAGAACUGGAGGUCAAAUUCGCCAUCGUUCAGCUUCAUUUGCUGGCCGGUAACCGAAAGGCUGCCGUUGAAAUUCUUGAAAGUCUUGGUGAAGCCAAGUAUCGUCCGGGAGUGGUAUCUGCCUUAGUUACUCUUUAUCUGGGUCUUGAUAACAAGAAUUCUGCCUCCGCUAUUCUGAAGAAUGCCGUCGAAUGGUACAAGAAGAACAAGUCUACCGCUGGCGGUGACCUUACCGACAUGUGGCGUCAAGCUGCUAGCUUCCAUCUACGCGGUGGCGAAUCCGAAACCGCUGCCAAGAGUUUGGAAGAACUGCUCAAGACCAAUCCUUCCGAUAUGAAGAUCCUUGCCCAGCUAGUUAUCGCUUAUGCUCAGUUCAACCCGAAGAAGGCUCAGGAAGCCAGCAAAAAACUUCCCGCUUUGGAAACUCUGACCACCGCCUCGGAAAUCGAUGCCCUGGAAGCUACCAACUGGAUGAUGAUCGCCAAGGCAGUCAAAAAGAAGAUGCCAGCCUCGGGCAAAACAGACCAAUCGCCAGGCACUCCGAGCAGCGAGAUCGCUAAACAGAAGAAGAAAACCGUGCGCAAACGUAAGGGCAAGCUUCCGAAGAACUACGAUGCCAGCGCAGUUCCGGAUCCGGAACGGUGGCUGCCUCGCUACGAACGUUCUGGCUACCGCAAGAAGCGCGAUCGCCGCGUGAAGGAAAUCAUCAAGGGCAGUCAAGGAACGGCCUCCGGACAGGCGGAUCAAUAUGACAUGAGCAAGGCCUACAACCAGACGAAACAGUCACCGGCUACUCCGGCCGCCCAUGAGAUGCCUGCAUCGGGACCUGCUCCUAGGCAGCUGCCGAGAAAGAGCCAGCACAAGAAGAAGAAGGGCAAACAUUAAGCCGGUUGGUCAGACCGUUUCCGAAAGCAUUUACAUGAGUAUGCUUUAGAGGUAAGAAUAAGCAUUGAAUAUAAUGUUGCAUCUAGAA